GUAGGCUUGCCGACGGACACGCCUUACCAGGAGAUCAGGGCUCGUUGAAUAUCGACGAAGAAGAACAGGCGGAACAAGGAGAAGGGAAUCCUCAACAGCAGGGAGGCAGUGGAAACCUCGGCUCGCCGUCGGUCGCGUCGCUACCAGCCACUACAGGACGAACAAGCCCAAGCCGAUACCCG
Messenger RNA from Amoebophrya sp. A120, 182 nucleotides. The record is from the annotation of a GenBank genome assembly. NCBI's taxonomy places the organism in Eukaryota, Dinophyceae, Syndiniales, Amoebophryaceae.